Molecule: messenger RNA, 2014 nt
Organism: Sphaeramia orbicularis (orbiculate cardinalfish)
Lineage: Eukaryota; Metazoa; Chordata; Actinopteri; Kurtiformes; Apogonidae
Gene: gcm2
Product: glial cells missing transcription factor 2
Exons: 8
Coding region: 276-1658 (460 amino acids)
Biological process (GO): regulation of transcription by RNA polymerase II; gliogenesis
Cellular component (GO): nucleus
Molecular function (GO): DNA-binding transcription activator activity, RNA polymerase II-specific; RNA polymerase II cis-regulatory region sequence-specific DNA binding
Source: RefSeq, a predicted model, not a curated record
AUGAGCCGCACGCCCUGCCGGUCACAGUACAGUCAGAGCCAGAGGAUCGAUACCGGAUCGAGCUGACCAACUACACUUCAUUCAUUAAAUUCAUUAUUAUUAUUAUUAUUAUUAUUAUUAUUUUUUAAUUAAAAAAAAAAAAAAAAUUCUGACUCCGGGUUCAGGUCUGAUUGUGAUCCUUCACCUCCUGAACCUGAACCUGAAUCUGAAGGAUCCGGACCGGGAUCAGGACUAAUAUAAGGACUAGGACCCGGACCAGGUGGACCAGGGUCAGGAUGUCUCGGUCUGAGGAGGACUCGGACUGUGUUUGUUCCGUUGGGAUGAAGUUCACGUGGGACAUAAACGACCCCAAACUGCCGCAGGAUACGAAGCAGUUCGACCCAUUCCAGGAGUGGACGGACGGUUAUGUCCGCUACAUUUACAGCGCGGAGGAUAAAAAUGCCCAGAGACACCUGUCCGGUUGGGCAAUGAGGAACACCAACAACCACAACUGUCAAAUCCUGAAGAAGUCAUGUUUGGGUGUAGUGGUGUGCUCACGAGGCUGCACACUGCCGGACGGAUCCAGACUCCAGCUCCGACCCGCCAUCUGCGACAAGGCCCGGCAGAAACAACAGAAGAAACUGUGUCCGAGCUGUAAUGCUGCCCUGGAACUGCUGCCAUGUCGUGGCCACAGUGGUUAUCCGGUCACUAACUUCUGGAGGGUUGAUGGGAAGGCCAUGUUCUUCCAGGCCAAAGGCGUCCAUGACCAUCCCAGACCAGAAUCGAAAUCUGAGACUGAAGCCAGAAGAAGUUCAGUGAAGAGACGAGUCAGUUCACCUCCGUUCACACACAAAAGACGCCUCCUCGAAACUCAGGCUCUUGGCCCCGCCCUCCUGUCCUGCGUCGAGCCAGCUGAUAGGAUAUCCUUCAUUGAACCCAAUUUCCCACAGCAUUACCCAACAUUCCAGAGCUCGGAGCCUUACUACAACAAUCCACUGGCAGAUGCAUCACCCACGCUACAGAAACCACCUAAUCCCAGACUGUACAUGGGCCGACCCAGCUAUGACUUCCAAGGAUACCUGACCUCGCCCUCAUAUCCUGUGACCUCUGACCUGUGUGACCCCAGGGUGGCCCCGGUCCUUGGCUCCUCCACCUCCACCUCUUCAUCAUCCGCUCCUCUCUCCUCGUCCUCGUCUUCCUUUGAUCCACAGACAAAGCCUCCUCCCGGCUGGAAGGAGCUGCUGAAGAGCUCCCCCUACACAGAAAACCAGCACUAUUACAGUCCAGAGUACCCCUGUCGUUACCCGGGCAAUGCCCCAGGAUCACCCACCGCCCUGCAAACCAUCAUCACCACAACAACCAAAGUAUCUUAUCAGCCCUGUCCAAAGCCCCCGGCGGCACUGUCCUCCUACCAGACGUGUCCCAAACCUCCUACUGGUCUCCCCGCCUACCAGUCCUGUCCUCCACCCAAACCCAUGGGCCUUCCUGGCUGCUCCUCGCUGCUGGAUGACUCUUCAGCGUCGUCAUACUCCACGGAGGUCAAGGUGACAGAGGAGUCGGGUGGAGUCAUCAAGUCUCUGUCAUUUCAGCCUGAACCUCUGCAGACCAAGACAGAGCGGAAUGACAGCUAUGACUACCGCUACGCCUACCCCAACACCUACCGCUACAGUGACUACUGAUACACAUUCAGCGAACACACACAUCCAGCCAACACCUACCACUACGACGACUACUGAUGCACAUCCAGCCAACACCUACUUCUAUGACUACCAACCCAGCUGUUACAAUGACCACUGCCAAAACAGAUGCAGCCACAAACCAAACAACAUGAACUGAAGUCUUAAUUUGUUUUUUGAGCCAUGAAUCAACUAAAAUAUUUAAAAUGAUUGCUGUUUUUUUAUAAACCUGAGGGAUUUGGUGAUAUCUUUUGGACCAGUUGUAUUGUUUGUACAGUCUAAUGUGUUACACUGACCUCUGACCUCUGAUCUGGUCUGUGAACUGAAGAGAUCAAAUAUUAAAUGUUGCUGAAAUGGAA